Molecule: messenger RNA, 7132 nt
Organism: Temnothorax curvispinosus
Lineage: Eukaryota; Metazoa; Arthropoda; Insecta; Hymenoptera; Formicidae
Exons: 10
Coding region: 635-5551 (1638 amino acids)
Biological process (GO): protein phosphorylation
Molecular function (GO): ATP binding; protein kinase activity
Source: RefSeq, a predicted model, not a curated record
ACAUGGCGUAUCGCUAAUCGGGGGCCCGUUUUUCCUUUUCAUGCUAAUCGUCCACGUUCCCUCCCUCUCCCGAAUAGAUGCUUCACGCCCAAUUGUUUCCCAAGUCCAUGGAAUAAUAUAACGCAACGCGACAAGCGAAUUUUUGACGUAUACAAAUCGCAGGAAGAAACCCCUCGACGUGUCGUCGCACGAUGAAUGCAUGCGCGCGGUCGGCGCGGUGAAGACAGAGAUAUCUGUCGGCGCUUUCUCCCCCUAGGCGGGCCGCUUUUCCGCAUGGGAACGAUGCGCGGGGGUGCCUAGAGAGUGCGUGGAGAAGGUGGGCACGUCUCUCGUCGUGCAUCAUGCGCGAGUGAUCGCGCCUCUACCUAGUGUCGUUGGAUUGGAGCUCGUCGGCGACGCCGCCGUCUGGAGUCUGGGGUACCAGUUGUCAUGCACGGCCCGGACAGGCCGUGUCCCUGCCGCGCGCUUCGCCACCUUUCGAGGAGGAGUCGGGGACUAUGAGCGCGUCGCCGUCGACCCGCGUAACGUCUGUGACGACUGUCGUCGUGUCGCCGUCGCCGUCGCCGCCACCGCAUACGCGUAGAAUGACCUAGGCCAGCCCGCUCGCCCGUCCGCCGGAUUGAAAACGCGAACAAUGAGGAACUGUACCCGGUACGCGAUGCGGAAUCUACGUCGGAUGUGCUGGCUCUUCUGGGUGGGUCUACCGAUGCUCGCGGCCUACCCCGUGCCCUCGCCGCUCGCCGCUGAUUCGCCACACGCACGUGCUUCCUGGCAAUGGGAACAUUACUGGAUGCGUUACGCGAUCGCUCUGUCAAGCGUCACCGCCACGGCGUUAACUUUAGCCGGAUGCCUUUGUUGCCAGAGGCACAGGAGACCCAAAGGAUUUCAGGACAAAGCAGAGAAAUGCAAUCAGGAAUUCAAAGAUGGGAGCAGUACAGGACAGGAAAGUGCGUUUGAUCCGUCUGUCGAAAGACUGGAAUUGGAUGCCUCCAGGACGUUAGCCGCUUCCGAGAGGGUGCAAUUUGAACCCUUGCCAGUGGAGUCUAUCGUGUCUGGAAGUAGAAGCACUCCGAAACACAAAGCGAUACCUUUGUCAGCGCCACGCAUCGAGGAUCAGGAUACGGAUCGCUCCAUUCUACAGGAGCCAUGCAGCGAGUGGUUUAACUCCAACGAGCUUUAUGUCCCGCGAGAGAAACUCAAAUAUCUCAGAGAAAUAGGUCACGGAUGGUUUGGUAAAGUCGUCGAAGGUCGGGCGGAUUUGGAACAGUCGAAGGGCAUGUCGAAAUCAGGCGGCGUAGUGGUAAGAAUUCUCACCGAACAAGCUACCACUAGGGAGAAGGCUUGGUUUCUUGGCGAGGCCACGCCGUACUUGAAGCUACGCCACCAAAAUGUCCUAGCUCUACUUGGUUUCUGCCUCGAGACCGAUCCCUACCUUCUGCUAUUCGAAUCGUGUCCGGCCGGGGACUUGAAAGGUUUCUUGCUGUCGAACCGCGAUACCAAGUCGAGGGAAGCGCUCGUCAAGGAAAACGUUCCGAUACGAAUUGCGAUGGAGGUCGCGUCUGGUUUGAAGCACAUGCAUAACCACGGUUUCGCGCAUACGGAUCUCUCCGCGAGGAACUGUCUGAUCGCUCCAGAUUUAUCGGCCAAGUUAGGUGAUUACGGUACCGGUGUCGAGAAGUAUCCCGAAGACUAUUAUAUUGUGGGAGACCGAGCCUUGCCCAUCAGAUGGUCCGCGCCGGAAAGUUUGAACUGUACGGACACCACCAUCGAAACGCAAGAGAUCACGUUACAGGCCAACAUGUGGAGUUACGCGGUUCUCCUCUGGGAGAUCGCCAGCUGGGGAGAAAGGCCUUACAACGAUAUGAACGACGAACAGAUCAUUCAGAUGAUCUUAUCUUUAAAGAACCAAUUUUUGCCAAACGGCACGCGACUGCUGCAAAAUCAUCACGCCAAUUGUCCGUCAAAUAUAUUCCAAACGAUUCGCUUGUGUUUGAACGUCAACGUGAAAGACAGACCUACCUUGGACGACGUGAAACAGAUUCUCCUGAAUGAACAUUCAGCGCAUAUGGAUUUCGAGCAACGGUGGGAGAGUCUGCGCGCGAACACCUACAAACAGCACGUACGCAGUGCUAGCUUACAAGAUCUACGUGGUAGCAUCGAUUCCGACUACUGGACUCAUAUCGUGGAUGACGCGCAAACGACAGACUCGCUACAGUCCUCAUUUCGUCUCGGACCUGACGAACAAGUGAGGAAUAUUCCCAGAAUGAAGACUGCCACGAUGUUUCAAGAAUCUGGCUCGGAGACCGAGGAGGAAAGCUGGAAGUGUCGAAUCGAGCGGGGUGUUUAUACCGAAAAAGUUAAACAGAAGUCCAAGUCCGUGACGGACCUUAUGGUGCUUGUACAUAUCGAUCCCGAUUCCGACGCGGAGUGGUCAUUAGGAGCGCAAACGUCGGAGAAGAACGUCAAGAAGAAAUUAUCCGUGACCGGUAGCGACAGCGACCUUAGGCAUACCGUGCCCACGGAUGAAUUCGACGAAGCGUUGAAGAAGCUGCGAGAUCCUUUGCCGAGCAAUGCCGCCGGUAAAGUCCGGUCUUUGGAAAAUCUAGAACGACCGAAACUCUUGACUCUGACCAUAGAUCAGGGCCAGACGCCGAUCUUGCGUCUCUCCUUGGACAGCGCGGGAAAGACUCCUGAAAGUAACGACGGCGCGCAAUCUAAUGUAAGCGCAGAUAGUACGCAACGCGGUGGCGAAAAGCACGUAUUAAGACUCUUGUCGAAGGGGGACCCGGACCUCCCCCUUCUUCGCUAUGUACCUGACCAAGUGUCCUCCGCUGAAGAAGUAGAAAAGAAGGAGGAUCACGAUAUACCCCUCAAUAAUGAGGACAGCGACGGUAUUCCUAAUCGUUUUAUUUCGAAUAAUGCCGAGACCAAUACGGUAGAUGUUUUACUUUGGAAUCACGCGUUAGAUUCCGCUUUAGAGCACAAAGUACCAGGCUUCUCAGACGAGGCGGAAUUUAAUGAAUACAUCGACGCAUCGACUGAGCGAAUUAAUGCUAGCGCACCAGAACUGACUGUGACCGUGUCUACGCCAGAUGCACCACAGUUUUGUAAUGCCUAUUCGAUUUACACCGCCGAUAGCUUUUCUAUGGUAGAGAACGCGGAAAUAGAAGAAAAGCCAUUGCCAAAUGACGACGAGGAAGAAAGGAAGCAAUUGUCCACGCCGGACGACGAACAGAGCUCCGAUUCUGGUUUUCGCGACAAGGAGUCUUGCGAGGAGGAGGAAGCGGUUUGCUCGACGCCCGGCAACCCCCUGUCUUCGGUCAACAGCACCGCGGUUUCCAGAUCGUCAUAUUCCGAAGAAGAACCAUUCCAAAUUCUAUUCGAGCUAGACACUAUUCUCGACGCGGAAUAUUACGCCACGCCCGCUGGCCCUGAAAGUAUGACGGAAGGUACGAAUUCUAUACCUGACGUCGAGAAGGCCAUAUCGCCUUCGAAACAGAGUACUUCUGAUUUAAACCAUGCUUUUGUUAAAGUUGACGUUACCAAUUCCGAUUCGACUGAAAUGAGCGACACAGAGAGUCCGAAUCGGGUGAAAGUAAGGUAUGAAGAUGUGGCAGAGGACAUUGAGAUGGAGAAGAAAAAUGUAAUAUCUGAAAAAAUGCAGGGAGCCAAUAGUGAUGUCCAAUCGCGCGACUCAGAAGCGGAGACGUACGCCUUAAAAUUGGACACCUUUAACACUCAGCGAGAUGAACAGUGCUCGCAGGGAGAUUACGAGAACGAGGACGAGGAUAGUUCGACGGUGAGCUUACGCAGCGACAACUCGUACGUGUCGUUCGGUAUGGAGGAGGAAUUCGUAACGGCGAUUCGUAACGAACUCAGGGAAAAGUUGCCUCAGGCUCAAAUGCAGAUCGUGGAAUCCUUGGAAGCACACGAUGACGAGAAUCCUUCCAUCUCUGACGACGCGUACGGCAAACAGUGGGACGAUGAGGAUGGCGAAGAUUUGUCCAAUCAAGUUAGCGGAGGUGUAGACAUUUCGAUCAGGUACAACGUGUACGGGACGCCGCUUAGUCCUAUUCUGGAAGAGCGAGAAAGCACCGUCACCUCCGAGUCUUUAAUGUCGAACUCGAGAGAGACAUCCGUCGCUUCGAGAGAAUCGGUGCCGUCCGAAGAUGUGCUAUUAGUAGACACUCGUACGAAUGAAAUGAUAUUAUUGGAGGGACGAUUACAGGACGAAGAUCGAGACACAACGAAUGGCGAUCUGUCCGACGAGGAGAAUUUAGAUUACACUUGUUCGGUGAUACACCCGUUGGAGGAUAAGUCGCGUAUCGUGAAAACGAGCGGUGGCGCGCCGUUACCGAGUCCUGAGGAAGAAUCCAAGUGGCAGCAAUUACCUUCGUCCUUCCCGUUACCUUUACCUUUACCUCUACCGUUGCAAGAUGAUUUGAUGUCGACGAGUUUCGUCACCGAACGCGAAUGCUGUAGUCAAGACGAAGACGAAGAAGAGGAGGAAGAGGAGGAAGAUGAAGAUGGGGAAGAAGAAGAAGAAGAAGAUGAGGAUAACAGUUCUAGUUCCGGUGAAUUUGUAUGGAAGAGGUAUAACGAGCCACAUGUCGAGCAAAUACGAAUCAGAAGUACUAUGAAUAACGACAAAACGAAUACGACGACGAGUGCCGAAUUGGAAGAGGAAUUGGCCGUCGAGGACGAAGAGGAGGAGGAAGAAUUCACUCCUUCGGCCUGGAAUGCCGCUUUAGCACCGCAUCGAUCGGCACUGAGGUCUCCAGACAAAACGUUAAAAUCAGGGGAUGAGUUGGAUCAGAAGAAGAGCGUGUGGUUCAAGAAGCAACGCUACCAGUGCGUAUACGAGUACCCGAAGGAAACAUUACCAGCGGACAGUCAAACGGAUACCAUUACCAACUCGGAACGAACAUCAUACACUGAUUGGGAAGAAAUGAUGAAUGAACCACGAUUAGAUCUAUAUCCUUUAGAUUAUGACGAUGCCAAUCAUCCUGGAAACGAAGAAUUUUUUGUAACUAGUUCAAAUCGACCAUUUCAAUUCCAAACUGGUGAAAGUAAGUACGUCAGCCAAUUUUUUCCCGGUGCGAACGCGGCUACGCAUUGCUUGUCCGACGAUCGGGACGAAACGGAUAGCUGCCGACCAGAGCCGCACCAAAACAACGUUGACUUCGCGCAUGAAUAUGACCAGUGUCAGCAGCAACAAUUAGGCGAGUUAAGACACACUAGGGAUCGUUUGAAAUUAAACUUGGUUUCGUCGAAUGGUACACCGUCCGCUCCGUUCGUUUCUGCGAGACAAUCGCACGCGGACGACGAGCAAUUAGACAUUAAAGAGAAUCACGAGUCGGAACUCGUAGAGAAAGUCGUCACGCCGGACCAAUGUAUUGUAUCGAGUUCAAUGAAUGACGAUAACGCAUUGCCAAAGGUGCCUCACGAAGAAGAUGUCCAGGUCGGUCCAUCUUCUACAAGAAUCUCUCAGUGUGAUAGUCAGGAGACGCUGGAGCCCACCGAAAAGUGCAGUGUUUUAACUCGUGAUUAAAGUGAGACUAAAGUCUGUAAUGAAAUUUUAGAAUGAAGACAGUUUAGUCCAAGUCCGUCCGAAACAAUCUCGUCGUGAAAAAUGCGCGGUGAAUUCUCUUUGUUAACGCACGCGAUCCGAUUUGAUUAUCACCGAUGAGAUUAUUACUACGACACACGAAUCUCGAACAAAUGUACAUAGGAAAGAUGUAGCGGAUAUUACUCGAGGCUGUACAAGUCGAUCGGUUGUCUAACGGAUCUUGUUAGCGGAGUUGUUAUGACUGUUCUGUAGCGAAUACGGAAAAAAAAACGUGUCAAUAUAUAGAUAGUCGCGGCUUUAUAUUAUUAAUAAAGCUUUCUAUCCGCAUGACGGUUUACGUCAUGAUAGAAGAAAUAAGUGACAACGGAAGGACUGUGUAAAAAGUUAACAUAUAAGUAUUAAUUUUAGACAAUCGAUUUGUAGGAGCUACAUCGAAUUACGAUGAACAAUUCGUUGCGCGUGUAAAUAAUUAUUGUUUAUAGUGUAAUUGUUAAACGAGCAGUAGUGCCUAUGUAGAACGAUUAUUUUUGUGACUCCUCUAUAAGAAACUCUUAUAUAAUCAUCUUUCACGUCAUCCCCUUUGUUUUACCUUGCCAACACUCAUUGUCAUAAUUUCUUGAUAUUAAUUAAACAUUAUUAACAAAUCUGCUCUCUACAUUAUCGAAGUAUUGUAUAGCAAAGUAUAUGGGACUGCCAUCCCACUAAGGAUUCGUGGCGAAGGAAAAUACUUGCACGACUAAUUUUCUACACGAUAUAUACACGAUGUAUUGAUAGAUUUUUACUUUCGUUAGAUCUGUGAUCAGAAGAAUACAUAUAGCGCGUAUAUCGAUAUGUUUUAUAUUGGAUUUAAGAAACGAGACGAGAGCUCUUGCAUCAUCGAAUAUGUUUGAGUUGGAAAUUCGCGUAUCUUGUACUAAAGCGAGAAUUCGUCGCACCUGUUUGUUUUACUCGAAAUAUACAAAAGAGCUAUCAUGUUACAGAAACGUUUACCUUUUCUAUGAUAACGUAACAUAAAUAUUCAGAUAUUUACUUUUAUGCUAACCGAUAACUUUGUCUACGGUACAUUUACUUCACGAUACCAUAUGAAAGUGUGCAAUACAAACAAAGUAAUUAUUAACAUGAGUUCAGUAUGGCACAUUGUAUAAACGAUAUUUCUAUAGAUCUGAAAUACUCGCGGAAGCGCGAUGAACGAUGGGGUACGAUCGCUAAAAUGCUGUUUUAGAAAAAUUUUUACAAACAUUUGUUUGCAAUAAUGUAUCUCAUUGUAUAAUUACUCGUCCUGGACACGAAGAGACUGUUGUAACUAGAACGAAUCUACGAAACAAUAUCGAAAUGCAAAUAUAGUUUAGCGUCGUAUGAAAACCGUGUGGGAAUUUGUGCCGCUGUCGUUUCACGAGUGCACGCGAUAUCGAGAGGAUAUACAAACGAAUCGCUGCUGUCGUAGCACCGCGAGUGCUGUCACGUCUCUCGCUAUUACCACACUUAUUAUUACUGAUACUGCUUUGUGCUCACUAUGACAUAAGCUAAAAUAGAGAACAAUUAAUAUAUUGUUAUACAGAAAAA